AUGGACUACAGGAGCCCACCCCCUGGACUGAUGAGCACGGAUAAGUCUCUGGCGAAUGAGCUAAAUACAUUCUUCAUUCACUUCGAGGCUGCAUCUAGCAGCGCUAAUGCUAACCUCACUAGCACUAACAAUACAAAUGGUGCUAUCGGCACAACCAAUGGCAAAUGUGCAGAGCCCACCAUAGGCCAGCGGCCAUCACGGAGAAGUUCCGCUCUCUCAGUGCAGUUAGACAGGAAAAUCCAGGAGCAAGAGAAGAAGGUCCAGGAGCUGAAGCAGGCUGUAGACACUCUUAAGCGUUCUGCACAGGCAGCAGUGGAGGACAGUGAGAGGAUCUUUACUGAGCUGAUCUGCUCCAUUGAGAAAAAGCGCUGUGAGGUGAGAGAGCUGAUCAGAGAUCAGGAGAAGGCUCAACUGAGUCAAGCUGAAGGACUUCUGGAUCAAUUGGAGCAGGAGAUUGCUGAUCUUAAGAGGAGAGACUCUGAGCUGCAGCAGCUCUCCCACACAGAGGAUCACGUCCAAUUCCUUCAGAGUUUCCAGUCUCUCUGUGUCUCUUCUGGAUCUGAGGACUCUACAAGCAUCCCUGUCCAUCAACAUCUCUCAUUUGAUGGAGUGAAGAAAUCUCUCUCUGAUCUGAAAGAGCGACUAGAGGAAUUCUGCAAGGAGGAAUUCAACAAGAUCCCUCCACAAGAGCUGCAGCAGUUCAGGUUUUACCUUCAGAGCCAAAGACCAGAGAAGAUUUCCUGAAAUAUUUUUAUCAGUUGACUCUGGAUCCAAACAUAUCGUCACCUCACUCUGUCUGAGAUGAACAGAGUGGUGACAUGGAGUGAGAGAGUCCAGCCAUAC
Molecule: messenger RNA, 843 nt
Organism: Electrophorus electricus (electric eel)
Lineage: Eukaryota; Metazoa; Chordata; Actinopteri; Gymnotiformes; Gymnotidae
Source: RefSeq, a predicted model, not a curated record